AAAGCAAGACCUCCAAAUAUUUUCUUCAAACAAUACUCUGGUUAUAUUGUUACAAAUGCUCAACAUGGCAGAGCCCUAUUUUAUUACUUUGUCGAAGCAGAUUCAGAAAAUGCCGCGUCACUUCCCCUUACUGUUUGGCUCAAUGGAGGCCCUGGUUGUUCAUCUGUGGGUUACGGUGCUUUUAUGCAGCAUGGUCCUUUUCGGCCAGGGAAAGAUGGGAGUCUUAUAAAAAACAAAUAUUCCUGGAAUUUUGAAUCGAACAUGCUAUAUGUGGACUCCCCUAUUGGGGUAGGAUUUUCAUACUCAAAUACAAGCUCAGACAACAUCAACUGGGAUGAUACUGCAACUGCUAAGGAGAAUCUCCAAUUCAUCCUCAACUGGUUCAAGAAGUUCCCUCAAUAUAGAAACUUGGAUGUGUACUUAACCGGGGAGAGUUAUGCAGGUCACUAUAUACCACAGUUCACAUUAUUGCUGCUUGAUUACAACAGAAAGCCCAAUGUUAAACCAAUAAAGCUUAAAUCAAUUGCACUGGGGAAUCCACUGCUAGAUAUUGAAAUAAGCGUGAAGUCGGCGGAAUAUCUAUGGUCACAUGGUGUCAUUUCUGAUGAACUGCUUGAUAUGCAAAGAACAAUCUGUAAUGAAACAAGGUAUGUGCUGGAGUAUAUACGUAAUGAGACAUCUAACGAAUGCUCGAAAGUGUGGGAACUCAGAACGGAGGAGAUGGGAAAUGAUACAGUCAAGGACGAUAUUCUUUUGCCAACAUGUGUAUCCUCUAAUGCAGCAGGACGAUUACGGACCCUUGGAAACCUUUCCACAAUGCAUGAAAAGCUAGAUAAGAAAGUAGGAAAAGUUGCUGAUCCAUGCCUUACUGAGUGGAUUGAUCUGUACCUCAACAAGCCAGAAGUUCAGAAGGCGCUACAUGCCAAUACCACUUACCUGCCGUAUGCCUGGGAGAUUUGUUCAGGGCCCCUUCAGUAUAGGCUAGAUGAUGUUGCUAUGAACAUUAUACCUCUACUGUCUAAUAUUCUAAAAGAGCAUAUACCAAUUCUGCUUUUCAGUGGAGAUCAAGAUUCAAAACUCCCACUGACCCAAACUAGGAAAAUUGCUAAACUGCUUGCUCGAGAUUUAAAGCUAGUUGCUUUUGACAAAUAUGGUCCUUGGUAUGAUGGCUUGCAGAUUGGAGGAUGGAGUCGGUCAUUUGGAGGGCUAAGGGAAGGCAAAAACAUUACAUAUUUAACAUUUGCUACAGUAAGAGGUGCAGCUCAUGAAGUGCCCUAUACAUCUCCUUCACAAGCUCUUACACUUUUUAGAGCAUUUCUGGGAGGACAUCCUCCACCACGUAAGAGCAGCACCAUUGCAACCUCAGCUGCGUAAUCCUAUCGUUCUGAUGAACCUCUAUUCCACUGUUCUCUAGACUGCAAGAACCUAUUCUCAAGCUUUCUUUUGUAAUCUUUGUCUUACCUUUUUUUUUUUUUUUUUUUUUUCCUGUGUGGAUUUUAAAUAAGUCUACUUAUUGCAUAUAACUUGGCCGGCCCUAGGUUUUACCUAGAGCCCCAAUGAUUGAUUUA
This is a messenger RNA of Nicotiana attenuata, 1568 nucleotides long. Its product is annotated as serine carboxypeptidase-like 46. The record is from RefSeq and is a predicted model, not a curated record. The transcript is spliced from 11 exons. Gene Ontology annotation, cellular component: vacuole. Gene Ontology annotation, molecular function: serine-type carboxypeptidase activity. Bases 184 to 1374 code for a protein of 396 amino acids. Lineage: Eukaryota; Viridiplantae; Streptophyta; Magnoliopsida; Solanales; Solanaceae. Gene Ontology annotation, biological process: proteolysis.